Messenger RNA from Lotus japonicus, 1592 nucleotides. RefSeq lists its product as uncharacterized. The transcript has 2 exons. NCBI's taxonomy places the organism in Eukaryota, Viridiplantae, Streptophyta, Magnoliopsida, Fabales, Fabaceae. The record is from RefSeq and is a predicted model, not a curated record. The coding region runs from base 285 to 1160 and encodes 291 amino acids.
UUGAUUGACAGAUUUUCAGGAUUUUCAAAUCAUAUAUCAGAGAUUCAGAAAAUGGCAACUCCAAUUUCUUCUCCAACGAAGAUUUUGUCAUUCAUUGACAAAGACUAUGUCUAUGUUCUAGCGGUUUUGUGAUACAACCUUGACUUUCCACGACUCUUCCCUCAUUAUUCCUAGUCUUUAUGUGCAUAUAUUUCUCUAUAAAUAAGAGGCUACCCAAAACUCAAUACUUUACUUCCCAAUCUUCUUUUCUCUUUUGCUCUCAAAUAGAAUAAGAGUUUCAAGGCAUGGAAGACCUGGGUUCCAUAUUCAUUUAUGAGGAGAGUGAACAGGAGUUGAGGCAGAAGCUUGUGGACACCACACUUGAGCUUGAAACUAUGAAGAAUGUUAAGGUGGAACUCUUCAAUCUGCUGAUGAUGGCUUACCAAGAGAGGGAUGAAGCAAGGUUUCAGGUUCAAAAGCUAAUGAACAAGCUCAUCAUGCCCUCUUCUACCCCAAUCCCUUUGCAAAAUGUGCCUGGUGGAGUCCUGCAUCAAGAGAACCUUCUCACAAUGUUUCCUUCUGCUAAAGCAAAUCCAAGCAUCACUGAAUCCAAUAGCCUCUCACAUGGUUCCCCACCAGUGGAUUCAUUCUUUGACAAUGUUUCUUCUCCUCAAGAGUUCUCAAACAUCAAUGCAGUUGACAACAACAGCAACAUGAGUUAUCUCAAACAACAACAUAUGGUUCAAGACUUCAAUUUGGUCUCAUCAGAGAAUCCUGCUUCUGAUCCAGCAAGUGCUGUUAUAGAAUGUCUUGCUAAAGAAAAAGUCUUGCCUCAGAAGGGGAAUCUCCUUCAAGCUGUGAUAGAUGCUGGUCCAUUACUUCAGACUCUCCUCCUUGCAGGGCCACUUCCUUCUUGGCAAAAUCCUCCUCCAUUGGGAGACAUCAAGGUUCCAUCUUUGAACAUCAAAGAGCAUACCACUAUCACCAUUGAGCCAAAUUCCUUUGUAGAAAAUAGUAAUUUGCUUUUGAAACCAAAGCUUCCAUCUUUACAGUCUUCAAAUGCUCUCUCCACUUGUUCUGCUUCCAUGCUCAACUUUUCUGGCCAUUCUCAUUCCCUUGGUUCAUGGAACAAUCCAUGGAAGUUCCAAGCCCCAUCAAGGAAGCGGCAAAGGCAUCAUUGAUUUUGAUGAAGUUUCCUUUCUUCCCUCUGUAAAUGGAGUCACAGCAAUUGGUGAAAAUGGCGUACCCUCCUUUUGAUUGAAGUGUCCUAGUUAUUGCACGUUUGAUUCAGCUUAUUUUUGUUCAGAAUCAAUUCUGUCGCCAGAAGCUACUCACAUAAGCUUCUCUCCAAAAUUGACUUUUGCUAUAAAAUCAAUUGUAGAAGGAUAUCCAAACAUAUAAGUCUAUUUUAGUAGUAGUUGAAAAUGUUGAGGUUCAUCUCUAAACUUUGAAAUUUUGGAAUAUUCAAAUGUUGAGAUUCUCUUGGGCGACCAAUAUUUUGAAUGAGAAUUUUAUGUACACCCUUUUGCAUGUCAGAGAAUUCUUAACCUUCUACUUUUGAAGUAUGUAAGACAAGGUUUGUCAGUGAAAACUAUGAAGAAUCCUUAAUAUCA